AUGAUGGAAAUAGAAGCAAUGUCACUGCUGUACAAAAGAGACUUUGUUAUUUUCUUCGGUGGCCAUACCACUGAACUAAAGAAGAAGAUCGUGAUAAACAAUGGCUUCAACAAGUAUAUCUACCUCUGCCACACCCCCCCUCGACACUACGAGACAGUUUACAAGAACCAGAUAAUGGCCACUGCGGCGUUUUGUCAGUCUAUUGUUUACAAAAUUCUCUACCAAAAUGUAUUCAAAAUGCCGGACAUAGAAACGACUGUUGAGAAAAUGCUGCAUGAUGACGCGUCGUAUGAAGACAAGGCCUCUUGUACUGAGCUGAGUAUCCCGCCGAUUCCUUACAGAGUUGCCAAAGCUCUGGACCCGAAUAUUUACCGCAACACUGAUUUCGACAUUUGGUACGAAUUGAGGAGUCAAGUGAGAACCACCGGGCUCUUGCGUUGGAAUAAUUAUCGCCUGCAAGUCGGAGGAAAGUGCUUUGUUAAAAUCAGCCAAGAGGAUUUGAGCCGUCAACACGGUUAUAAUAAUCAUAAUAACAGUAAUAAAUAUAACAACAAUCUAAGAAUGAUGAACAGAGGAGAGCCUUUGAUCUUUUUUGGUCAUAUUCAGGAGAUGGCUCCCAAUAAAGGACCCGCUGUUGUCUUCAUUGAGGAUCUUGGGGAAAAUCGGACUAAUACGCAACCUCAGACUCCGCCAAAAGUACCUGCGGAGAAUCAUAAACAAAAUUUUAAUUCAGUUCCUGAAACACGAGAUUUUGAGAAGACGAACGGUGCUGAAGAUGGUAAAAAAUUUGUCGAGGAUAAGAGUUUUGACACGUGCGAGGUUCAAGAGAAAAAAGAAAUUCAAUCUAAUGGACCGAAUCCUCCGUCAAACUUUCCAGGUGAAUUAAUUCUUUGCAAUGAUAUGAACUGUAUUCAGUCAUCAAAUGAGGCGUGCUUUAACCUUCCGAAUCCGUACUGUGAUGAAAGGAAUGUCGGGGAAUCCCAUUCUUUUCCUCCAGCGGGUUUCAUAAACUACUCGAGUCAAGUUGUAAACUUCCGAGUUGCGCCAAGCCUUGAUAUUAAUGGCAAUGAUUUGCCAUACUCUGAUAUUUCUACUUUAAGAUAUUUUUUCAACUUAGGAUUGGAAUACUUCAACAUGAACCACGUGUGGUGGCCGCAAAACGAGAUCACCUAUCCAGCAGCCCCGCCAAACACACCAUUAUCACCACCUCCAUCUCCUCCGCGGUCGUUGAACAUUAUUCCCCCAGAAAAUCCUCCAGUUCCUGUGGUUGACCAGUGUUACGCUCCGCUUCCACCUCCAGUGAGUGAAAUUAUCCCGCAGCGUUACGAUAAUUCAGAUUACCACAAAAAUUACUCACCAACAAACCGUCCAAAACAGCAACAACAGCAGCGAUACACUUCUCCCGGUUUCAAUGACAAUCCUAAUGAAAAUUCGCCAUUCCAAAUGAAAAUGCCGAGUAAAAAAAAAUCUCCUACCAAUAAUAAAUUUACGAGUAAAUCCAAAAAUGAACAAGAUCAGAAGUCGUACAAUCCUCCUCAGGAAGAGAAUCAUUUCAAGCGUUACGACAAGAAGAUAAUUCACGACAACCAGAAGAAAAACCAAUCAACAGUCCCUGAAAUGCACAAUCAAUCUCCAAGCCACUGCGCGGUGCCUCAGCAGAUGAACUACGCCAGCGGCCCAUAUUACCUCAACGAAUCGGAGAACAAUGUCAGCGUCAACGUCUACGGGUCUCCUCCUCCAGGUCCUCCAGGUAACGUCUAUCCAAUUCCUUACAUUCCUCACGCCGGCGAUGUCCCAGCAGAGGUGAACAAUUUUUCCGCGCCUAUGAUGUUCACCAACCCGGGUAAUUACCCUCCAUCCUUACCACCCAUGUACCCUCCGGUCAUGUACCCACCACCGCCCUUGAUGCCGCACAUGACUCACAUGUUCAACGGGCUACCGGGUCCGAAUUCUCCAGUUGACUGGUGUGUCUCUCCCGGAGGUCAGCCGGGUUGCAUUCCGUACCCAUACCCUCCGUCACAAUCCAACGAGCCUGCAUCCUAA
Molecule: messenger RNA, 2043 nt
Organism: Cotesia congregata
Lineage: Eukaryota; Metazoa; Arthropoda; Insecta; Hymenoptera; Braconidae
Source: the annotation of a GenBank genome assembly